CUCCUUCAUCUUUUAAGUGUUUUUUGUGUUACUAGGUGGGAAAAAUGUGGAAAGGUGUAUGCUUAGAUGAAUUUUGUCAACAGACUUUAGUUUUUCCAGAAUGUUUGGCCUAUGUUACUUGUCACUUUUGUGGUCAAACUCACCCUACCACAUCUUUACUUAUGCGUGCCCCAAUCGAUUUGAGCCUUGAAGAGAACCAACACCUUUUGAAAUGUUCUGUUGAUAAGUUUAAUCAUCCACCAAAGGGACCAGACCUGGUUAAAGUGAUGGGUCUUUCUCAUUAUCAUGAAAAAUUAAUAUCUCCCCUUUUAUCAACCUAUGGUAUGGAUAAACAUACUGGUAAAGCUGUUCUUCUCAGGUUAUUAACUGGCAGAGCUAACCUUGACUGCAGUGUGUUCUCUGAUCGGUCAUUUAUGAUAGAACCUCAUCAAGUUGACAUAUGUGGUUUUGGUAAAGAUAGGUCUGCAAAUGAAUAUCUUGCUGAAACUCUUAGCACACUUUUGCCAUUCAAUAAUAAUCAAAAUAACUUAGUUGCCCUUCAUGUUGAUGGAGAUGGUCAUUGCCUGGUACAUGCUAUUUCACGUGCAGUGAUGGGCAGGGAACUUUUCUGGCAUCCCCUCCGAGUGGGGCUCAAACAGCAUUUUAAUACUAAUCUUGAAAAAUACAAGUCUGUCUUAGGCAGUUGGAUCAGUAAUCAGGAAUGGGGAAAUAUUAUAGAAGAAUGUGAUCCCACGUAUUCUCCUCCUGAUGGAAGUAUGGUUGGACUUAGGAAUAUACAUGUUUUUGGCCUCGCUAAUUUACUCCGGCGACCGAUUAUUCUAAUUGAUUGUUUACAAGGAAUGAAAGCCUCUGCAGAUUAUGCGGCAAUUUUCCUACCUGGAUUAAACCCACCAAUGGCAUGUCGAGAUAAGUCAGGACGCCUGAAUACACCUUUACUAUUGGCUUGGUCGUCCUCAGCUAGAAACCAUUAUGUUCCUGUUGUGCCUAUUAAAAAUGAUAAUCAACUACCCAGGAUACACCGGAGCUUCUUGCCUGAAGUUUGGGGCUUUCCUCAAUCACUCACGGAUACUUACAUACAUUUUGAUGAACAAAAUUGUUUUACUUUAGGAGGUGAAGGUCGUCUUCCACAGCCUUAUAUAUUGAAAUUAACGAGUGCCAUGGAUGAGUUAUUCUGCUUAAAAAAUGGUGUAUCACCUCAGCUCAUUGCUGAUUUGUACCAGUUUGAGUUUCGAGGAAAGGCUCGAGCGGGCGAGACAGCUCCGUGGUACGAUAAACUUGAGGAAGUGAUCCCUGCUUGCGUAGCUGCUUUCCAAGAGGGCCGGGUCGUGCGUUGCCUCUAUUGUGCAGCUCUCAGCCUGCUUCCGAUUAGGGGGCAAUGGCUUAGAAAUGGCGGUGUUCUCUACCAGGCGGCAUCCAAAACGCAUGGUUUCCUCACUGAUGGAUUAGAGUAUGCUUUCAGAAAUAACCUCUACAUUUCUUCUUGUUUCAGUUUCAAGUAUAAUUCACAGUUGGAUUUAUUGGUUGUUCACAAAAUCGACUCAAAUUCAGUGUGCCCCUUCUGUCAAGAAUGCUCUUUGAGAAAAGUUAAAGAUGAUGGCUCUGUUAUUUAUGAAAAUGGAGAUCGAACUCUUAUUCCUGUUUCUGAUCCUUCGAAGACACGUUGUGGCUGUGGAGCUAAACAUUUCUGGGGAAAUAAGUAUUAUGACAAUCCUCCUAUACUUUUCACUCUGGAGUUAAACUGGAAUGGGAUUGACCUGAGAGAGAGGAUUGUAUGGUUUGAAGGUGAAUCUGACGAGAGCCUCAAUAGCAGCCUGUAUGAUACUGCGGCCAAUAUCAUAAGGAAUAAAUUUUCUACCUCAAGGUGUUCUAGUUCAACUAGUAACAGCCCUAAUAGCAAUUUAAUACUGGAUGAUUACGAAUUGAGCAAACUACAUGACCUCAUUAUAGGAGAACUAUUGGAAAGGACUAGUUCGGAGACCAAGCGAUUACCUGAGAAUAACAAAAGACAACACCCUGUAGAAGAUUACGAUGCUCCUCGUAAAAAACAUUCCCGGGAAGAUUUUUCACCUCAGCCUUCUACAAGUUCAACUUAAAAUUACUUUUCAACUUUCAUACUAAAAUUAAUUGGGUUACUUUUCGAUUCUGUUUCCAAUUAUUUGCUUCCUUAACAACACUCAGUGUUAUCAGAAACCGGAUCUCUUAAUUUGAAGUCAUUUAUUUUUAAGAGCUGAUAUCAGAACAUAUAUAUACAUUAGUUAAUGUUAUUUUUAAUAUUGAAGAGUGUCUAUUUUGGUUUAUUGUAUAAAUUUUAAGGAAAAGUAUAUAUAAAUUAAUAGACUAUUUUUUUUCUUUUCUUUAUUAUUUUUUUAUAUCUG
Messenger RNA from Nezara viridula (southern green stink bug), 2375 nucleotides. The record is from the annotation of a GenBank genome assembly. Lineage: Eukaryota; Metazoa; Arthropoda; Insecta; Hemiptera; Pentatomidae.